Molecule: messenger RNA, 2008 nt
Organism: Podarcis muralis (Common wall lizard)
Lineage: Eukaryota; Metazoa; Chordata; Lepidosauria; Squamata; Lacertidae
Gene: BABAM2
Product: BRISC and BRCA1 A complex member 2
Biological process (GO): double-strand break repair
Cellular component (GO): BRISC complex; BRCA1-A complex
Source: RefSeq, a predicted model, not a curated record
AGGAGAUUGGCGCGCGGGCGCGCACGCAGGAGCGUGCUGGGCGGAGUGGGAGGGUCUACGCAGGCGCGCGGGGCAAGGCGAGUGGCAGCUGCUGGGUUUCUUGGAGAACUGUGUGCACCUUGCAGAUUAGGAUGUCCCCUGAAGUUGCUUUGCACAGAAUAUCUCCAGCACUUUCUCCUUUUGUUUCUAAUGUGGUCAGGAAUGGAAAAGUAGGAUUGGAUGCAACUAACUGUUUAAGGAUUACAGAUCUGAAAUCUGGCUGCAUGUCCUUGACUCUUGGGCCCAGCUGUGAUCGCUUUAAGUUGCAUAUUCCAUAUGCUGGAGAAACAUUAAAAUGGGAUAUAAUUUUUAAUGCCUACUAUCCAGAACUGCCUCCUGACUUCAUCUUUGGAGAGGAUGCUGAGUUCCUUCCUGAUCCCUCAGCUUUACAUAACUUGGCCUCUUGGAAUCCCUCAAACCCAGAAUGCCUGCUGCUUGUUGUGAAAGAACUUGUUCAACAAUAUCACCAGUUCCAGUGCAGCAGACUACGUGAGAGCUCUCGCCUCAUGUUUGAAUAUCAAACGUUACUUGAAGAACCUCAGUAUGGAGAAAACAUGGAAAUUUAUGCUGGCAAAAAGAACAACUGGACUGGUGAAUUGUCAGCUCGUUUCCUUCUGAAAUUGCCGGUGGACUUCAGCAACAUCCCCACUUACCUUCUCAAGGAUGCAAAUGAAGACCCCGGGGAAGAUGUUGCUCUUCUUUCCGUCAGCUUUGAGGAUACAGAAGCUACUCAAGUUUUCCCCAAACUGUAUCUGUCUCCACGAAUCGAACAUGCUCUUGGAGGAUCUUCUGCCCUUCACAUCCCUGCUUUUCCAGGUGGAGGCUGCCUCAUUGAUUACGUACCCCAAGUAUGUCAACUCCUAACCAACAAGGUACAAUAUGUUAUUCAGGGUUACCAUAAGAGAAGAGAGUAUAUUGCGGCAUUUCUUAGUCACUUUGGAACUGGCGUGGUAGAAUACGAUGCAGAGGGUUUCACAAAACUCACCUUGUUACUGAUGUGGAAAGAUUUCUGCUUCCUGGUUCACAUUGACCUCCCACUCUAUUUUCCUCGGGACCAGCCAACAUUAACGUUUCAGUCUGUCUAUCACUUCACUAACAGUGGGGAGCUCUAUUCGCAGGCCCAGAAAAACUACCCCUACAGUCCACGUUGGGAUGGCAAUGAGAUGGCCAAAAGAGCAAAGGCUCAUUUCAAAACAUUUGUCCCUCAGUUCCAGGAGGCAGCAUUUGCCAAUGGAAAACUCUAAGAUCAUAGAAGGGGGAGACAACCUCAUCCUGCAAGGAUGCCAAACAGAGACUUGUGUCAUUGCCUGUCAACAAAUUGCAAGAUGGCUUCCUGCAAGUAGUUUGGACUUCAGUCUCUUGGUGUGUUUUGCCUCUGGGGUGCUGUUGUGAUCACCACAGAUUGAAUUUACUCUUGUCUAUAUGAGGACCUUGGCUGACUAAAAUUUUUUGCUAUUUUUUGCUCAUUUUCCCUACAUGCAAACACAUUUCUUAUUUUAUCUGUGUGAUCAAAAUUAAAAAUAAUUUGCAUAGAUGUGCCCCCCCCCCCGUGAUGCCUUAUUUAUGAAUUCUUUUUCUAUACCAGUAUUUCAGGCUUUCUUGUUAACUUUUCUGUGAUGAUUGACAUAUUAGAAGUAAACAGAAAAUAGCUGAGCAAUAAGCCUUGUUAGACGAAGCACUGCCGUAUCAUGCCUUUGUAAUUAUUUGUGUUCAAGGUUUAUCUCCAAUUGAGUCUGAAAGAACAAAACCAGAGGAACAUUUUAAUUGCUACAGAAGGUAGUAUGAUGGCACAUAACUCUUAGUGCUUCUAACUGGACGUCCCCCAUGUUGUAGAAUUCUGCUUUGUACUCUUGUUAUCAGUACCAAAUCUGAGAUGAGCUAUCUUGUCACUAUCCAGUAUGUUACUAAGAAAUGCCUACCAUUUGAAUACCAGUAGUGUCUAAAAAUUAAAUGUGUAAGUUAUGAUGAA